AUGUCUAACCCCCAUCGAAAUCCCGCCACUCCUGCCAGCAAUUGGCAUCUGUCACCGGCGCAAUAUGAAAGCUUUGAAGCCCCUUAUACACGUACUCCCGUCAACUUGAGGUCAGCGGGAAGCGAUUGGAGGGCAUUUGCCAAAGCGUUGACCAACUACCCAAUUUUAGUUAUCCUAAUGCCGACCGGGUAUAACAUCUCCCGAUCGGCUUCUACCGACUCUAAUCAGGCUCUUUGUAACAAUUAUCCGAUUGCCACCACUAUGUAUGAGGGUACACUGUCUAGGCCUGGCUCUACACCACCCUUCGUCUCGGCGUCGACUUCUAUCGAGUUUUGGAAAGCUUUCUUCAGCAACCUGGCCACCAAUACUACAGAUCCGCUGUUUUACAAUGCUCGACUCCUCUAUGACGCGCUUCAAGUUGUGAAGGAAUUUCCCAAUGGCCUCCCAGGAUUUGAAACUCGCCCGAUCAGAGGCCCGGCCGACGUUCAAAUUUUAAUGGAGGAAAUAAUGGGUUUAACACGGGACUGA
Laccaria bicolor S238N-H82 is the source of this 528-nucleotide messenger RNA. RefSeq lists its product as uncharacterized. Bases 1 to 528 code for a protein of 175 amino acids. NCBI's taxonomy places the organism in Eukaryota, Fungi, Basidiomycota, Agaricomycetes, Agaricales, Hydnangiaceae. The transcript has 3 exons. The record is from RefSeq and is a predicted model, not a curated record.